AUGGCCAGGUCUAAGCAAGCCAUGCCAGUGAAAAGGGCGACGUCUUCCGAAUACAUCACCAAACACGAUAGAUUUCCCAAGAACACCACAGAGCUGGCUGCCAGGGCCAAGGACAAUGCGCAGGCGCUGGCAGCGGGGGCCCGAGAUGACUCGGGCUCCGGGAUGCUCCAGCUGCUGAUCUGCGUGGGAGGAAUAUAUGCUUCCUUCAUUAGCUGGGCAUGGCUCCAAGAGGGCGUCACCACGACGCCCUACACCAACCACGACGGCUCGACCGAGAUGUGGAAAUUUCCCGUCUUCCUCCUCACCGUCCAGUCCAUCCUCUCCUCCAUCACCGGCUCCCUGUACCUCUGGUGGUCCACGCCCCGCGGCCAGCCCGUCCCGCCCAUCAUCCCCACGAACCGCAUGCUCCCGUCGCUGCUCCUGGUUGCCUUCACGCAGGCGCUGGCCGCGCCCUUCGGCAUGGCCUCGCUCGCGCACGUCAACUACAUCACCUUCACGCUCGCCAAGUCGUGCAAGCUGCUGCCCGUCAUGUUCCUCCACGUAACGCUCUUCAGACGGCGGUACCCCCUGCAGAAGUACCUGAUCGUCGCGGCCGUGACGGCGGGCGUGGCCGUCUUCACGCUGCACUCGGGGAGCAAGAAGCACAAGGGCGGCGCGGCCGCGUCUCACAGCGGGCAGACGGCCUGGGGCAUGCUGCUGCUCAGCAUCAACCUGCUCUUCGACGGGCUCACCAACAGCACCCAGGACUACAUCGUCUCCGAGUUCAGGCCCUACCGCGGCCCGCAGAUGAUGUGCGCCAACAACAUGAUGAGCUCCGCCCUGUCCGGCGCCUACCUGCUGCUCAGCCCGUACCUCGUCCGCACCUCCCUGGGCGAGUGGUUCGGCAUGGCCGACGUCACCGGCGGCGGCGGCGAGCUGUACGCCGCCCUGGGCUUCCUCGCGCGCCACCCGGGCGCCUGGUGGCACGUCCUGGGCUUCGGCCUCUGCGGCGCCGUCGGGCAGGUCUUUAUCUUCUAUACGGUCGCCAACUUCGGGUCCGUCACGCUCGUCACCGUCACCGUCACUCGCAAGAUGCUCACCAUGAUCCUGUCCGUCGUGUACUACGGCCACAGCCUCAACUACAAGCAGUGGAUGGGCGUCGGCCUCGUGUUUGGCGGCAUCGGCUUCGAGGCGUACCUGAAGAGGUCGGCCGAGUCCAAGAAGGCCGCCGAGAGGGCCGCGAAGGCGAGGGAGGAGAAGGCGCAAUGA
Molecule: messenger RNA, 1248 nt
Organism: Diaporthe citri
Lineage: Eukaryota; Fungi; Ascomycota; Sordariomycetes; Diaporthales; Diaporthaceae
Exons: 3
Coding region: 1-1248 (415 amino acids)
Biological process (GO): UDP-galactose transmembrane transport
Cellular component (GO): endoplasmic reticulum membrane; Golgi membrane
Molecular function (GO): UDP-galactose transmembrane transporter activity; UDP-glucose transmembrane transporter activity
Source: RefSeq, a predicted model, not a curated record